Molecule: messenger RNA, 963 nt
Organism: Gavia stellata (red-throated loon)
Lineage: Eukaryota; Metazoa; Chordata; Aves; Gaviiformes; Gaviidae
Gene: VAX2
Product: ventral anterior homeobox 2
Biological process (GO): central nervous system development; brain development; neuron differentiation
Molecular function (GO): DNA-binding transcription factor activity, RNA polymerase II-specific; DNA binding
Source: RefSeq, a predicted model, not a curated record
AUGUUUGAUCCCGCCGCGGCGCCCGCAGGGAUGAGCGAUGGAGGGGCCGAGCCUGGCAGGAGCCCCGUGCUGCUGGCCGAGCCCGCAGCCACCGGGCGGCCCCGGGAGAAGGCGCCGACCCGGGCGGAGCUGGAGAGCGCUCUGCGCGGCGGCGGCGGCGGCGGCCGCGGCGGCGGCUUCAAGGACAUCCCGGGAACGUCGGCGGUCAGCCCCGGCUCCUCCAAGGAGUGCGCCCCGGACAGCCAGAGCCCGUCGGGAGCCGGCGAGGCGGACUACUGCCGCCGCAUCCUGGUGCGAGAUGCCAAAGGGACGAUCCGGGAGAUCGUGCUCCCCAAGGGCUUGGACCUGGACCGGCCCAAGCGGACGCGGACGUCCUUCACGGCGGAGCAGCUCUACCGCCUGGAGCUGGAGUUCCAGCGCUGCCAGUACGUGGUGGGCCGGGAGAGGACGGAGCUGGCGCGGCAGCUCAACCUCUCCGAGACCCAGGUGAAGGUCUGGUUCCAGAACCGACGCACCAAGCAGAAGAAGGACCAGAGCAGAGACUCUGAGAAACGCUCCACCGCCACCUCCGAGUCCUUCGCCACCUGCAACAUCCUCCGGCUGCUGGAGCAAGGCCGGCUCCUCUCCGUCCCGGCCCCCCGCCUCCUCUCUCCCACCUCCAACCCCAUCGGCAGUCCUGCGGGCAACGGAUGCUUGGCCACCCCAGGAACCACCUCUCCCGGGCUCGCGGGGAGCAGCCCCCCGGGGCCGGGAGCCUUCAGCCUGCAGGUCCCUUCUCUCGCCGCCUCCUCCUCCUCCUCCUCGCCCAGGCUGUCGGCCACCCCGCUGUGCUUUGGGGGGCCGCUCCUGGGCAGCCUGCACGACCUCCCGGGUGCUUACGGACUGGGCACUUCUGCUUUUGAGCCUUACACGCGGCUGGAAAGGAAAGACAAUUCUAUACCCAGCAAGAAGCCAAGCCCUUAA